CUUCCGCCAUGUGCUACUAGAAAUUGUACCUCAACAGGAACAAGACGGCACUUGUGGGUUAGCUGUAUUUUGUUUCUGUUUCUCAGCGGUAAUACCAGUCCAAAAUCAUGUCAGUCGUUCAGCCAGAGCGAAGAGUUCUUUCUAUCCAGAGUCAUGUUGUGUCCGGAUACGUUGGAAAUAAAUCGGCGACAUUUCCUAUGCAGGUGCAUGGUUAUGAGGUUGAUACCAUCAACUCUGUACAGUUGUGUAACCACACUGGGUACAAGGUUUUCCAAGGUCAGGUGUUGAAUGCUAAUGAGCUGCGGUGCUUGUCUGAUGGUUUGAAGGCAAACGACAUCAACCAUUACUCACACCUACUCACAGGUUAUGUAGGGUCCAAGUCCUUCCUCAAAGAAGUUAUCGAGGUUGUGAAGGAACUGCGUGAAAAAAAUCCCAACAUCAUCUACGUGUGUGAUCCUGUGAUGGGGGACAACGGCAAGUUCUACGUUCCGGAGGAGCUGCUUCCAAUCUACAGGGAUGACCUCUUGCCCUUGGCCAACAUGAUAACGCCUAACCAGUUUGAGGCAGAGCUUCUAAGUGGCCAAAAGAUAACCGACGAGAAGAGUGCUUUGGAAGCAAUGCAAGUUUUACACGACAAGGGUAUUCGCACCGUGGUACUCAGUAGCAUGUCCACAGGCUCAGGGACGCUGGUUUCAUAUGGAACAACAGUCGUAGAUGGCAAGAGGACAGGCUGCCGUGUGGAGUAUCCAGCAUUUGAUUGUCAGUUCACCGGGACCGGCGACCUCUUUUCUGCUCUGCUCCUUGUCUGGUCGCACAAGUACCACAACGACCUGCAGCUGGCCCUCGAGAAGACAUUAUCAGGCAUGCAGGCAGUAUUGAAGAGAACCCUUCAAAGCGCACAAGAGCUAGCGGGUCCAGGCAACAAGCCCACUCCCCCACAGCGAGAGCUGAGAAUGGUCCAGAGCAAGAGUGACAUUGAAGACCCCAAGCUGUGCAUCAAGGCCACGCCCCUUCAGUUUUGACCACAGCAAAAAAACAGAGUAGGGGAUCCAUAAGAAUGGUGCAGUUUUCCAUUCCUUCGAAAUCUUUUAACCUGACUCAGUUAACUGUAUUCAGACGUAUAAAGUCUUUGUAUAAAUUUCAACGGAAUCAAUUACCAAAAAAACAUCCAACACUGGCAGCGGUGCACUUGGAAACACUUGCGUGUACAUAGAGCUUCUGUUGAUGUGAAGAAAUUCACGAGCGGGUUUCUUUAGAGCAAGUCAUGUUCUGAUACAAUCCAAGAAUUGAAUGGAAAACUAGCUCUAAACCCUCUCAGACCCUUCAAAAUCCAGCACAGGGUUUGGAGGAUUGUGCAGACAGAAGACAGUAGAGCUCAUGCGCUGUUACCCCACCUUGGGUGCUGGGCCUCACAAGUGUCAGAUUUUGUCAUUGGUUUCCUAAACAGUGACAGAUUUUGGAGAAUCGGGCAAUGUUCAAAGCGAAACUGGAUGGUUGGGGGUCAACAUUUCCGUGGACGUGUUUGUGACCAAGCGUGAACUUCUGUUUUGUAAUCUCUCAUUUAACCCCCUUCAUGAUGGGAUUAUUUUGACUGCGACUGCUGGGCUGUGGCAUACCCUGAAUGGAGGGCUUUGUCCAGCGGCAGGCCCCAUUG
This is a messenger RNA of Acanthaster planci (crown-of-thorns starfish), 1654 nucleotides long. RefSeq names its product pyridoxal kinase-like. Gene Ontology annotation, biological process: pyridoxal 5'-phosphate salvage. NCBI's taxonomy places the organism in Eukaryota, Metazoa, Echinodermata, Asteroidea, Valvatida, Acanthasteridae. Gene Ontology annotation, molecular function: pyridoxal kinase activity. Gene Ontology annotation, cellular component: cytosol. The record is from RefSeq and is a predicted model, not a curated record.